AUGCCUCGCUCUCCCCCCCGUCCGAACCUGAGGGGAUUUGGCCUCAUACAGGCCAAUGCGAACCACUCUCCACAGGCGCAAGAUUUGCUCCAACAAAGCGUGGUGGAGAGUGGUUUCACGCUAGCGAUCGUGUCCGAGCCCCACCGCCCCCCGAGAGACAGCCCAUAUUGGGCUGUCGAUAACGGGCAGGCGGGGGACUCGGUCGCGAUUCGAUGGCGGUCGGUGCCGGGUGGUCCCGACACGACCGUCAUCGAAAGGGGACAACGGCAUGUUGCCGUCCAAUGGGGGCCCAUCGCGGUCGUCGGGGUCUAUUUGAGGCCCACCAGACGCCUUGCCCUGUUUAAGGGCUGGCUAUCGGACAUAGGAUGGACGGUCCUACGUCUGAGUCCGAGGCCGGUCCUCGUGGCCGGGGACUUCAACGCGUGGCACACGAGUUGGGGUUCCCGGUGCACGAACAGGAAGGGGGAGGCUCUGGACGAGUGGGCGGCGGAGCACGGGCUGGUCCUCAGGAACGAGGGCCGGACCCCCACCUGCGUGCGGACGCAGGGGGAGUCCAUCGUGGAUCUCACGUGGGCUACCCCCUCGGCCGCGCGCUUGAUCACCGGGUGGAGGGUGGAGCGGGGCGUCGAGACUCUGUCAGAUCAUCGAUAUAUAUCGGUGGAGCUCGGCGUCCUCUCCACCGUGCGUCGCCAGGAGGAGACGCGACCGCGAUGGGCCCUUCGCAAACUCUGCGAGGACGCCCUGAUGGCCUCGUUGGAGGCCGCCUGUUGG
Messenger RNA from Vollenhovia emeryi, 771 nucleotides. RefSeq lists its product as uncharacterized. Gene Ontology annotation, molecular function: catalytic activity. The record is from RefSeq and is a predicted model, not a curated record. The annotation marks the transcript as partial. Lineage: Eukaryota; Metazoa; Arthropoda; Insecta; Hymenoptera; Formicidae. The transcript has a single exon.